Molecule: messenger RNA, 1318 nt
Organism: Eutrema salsugineum
Lineage: Eukaryota; Viridiplantae; Streptophyta; Magnoliopsida; Brassicales; Brassicaceae
Exons: 1
Coding region: 1-1065 (354 amino acids)
Source: RefSeq, a predicted model, not a curated record
AUGACCCUCGUUGAGAAACCCCUUUCACAAUUUGGUGGAUCAUUCAAGAAACACACAUCUUCAAAGAAAAAUAGCAAAAUUAGAAUGAAGAAGAUAAUGGAAGAUCCAAGCAAGAUUAUGAGAAGAUCAAUCCACACUUUCCUCCAAAACUACCACCGUGCCACCACCGCAGCCGCCGUCGUCCUCCCUUUUUCCGCCGCUCUCCUCCUCUCUCAGCCCUUCUUCUCUUCUUCGUCUUCCUCCCUUCACGCGAGGCUAAACACGCUCUUCCGUGGAGCGGGUUUCUCUUCUUCUCUUGAUUUCUUCAAUAUUCUAAGCCUUAAACUCUCACAGACCCUUUCUUCCUCUUUAUUCACUCUCCCUUUCUCCCUCACUUUCUUCCUCUUCUCCAAAGCUUACGUCAUCAGACUUCUUUCAAACAAACAUGACUCUGAAGAUUCCUCUGUUUAUUACCUUCGUCUUCUCAGAACUUACAUUUGUAACUCUUUCUUCCUUAUCUCUGCAAACGCCUCUGCUUUUGCUCUGUUUUUCUUAGCAUUCAAUGUACUAGAAUCCUUUGGGUUUUAUUCUAGAAACUUCUACACUCUGUUCUCCCUAUCCUCAGCGAUUAUCUACUCGAUAAUCCUCGCAAACGCCUUUGUCAUCUCCAAUUUAGCAUUGGUUUCAUCGACUUCCUCUUCAUCAGGAGGAUACACAACGAUUCUCAAGGCGUGUCUUCUGAUUCGUGGAAGAACUUCAACAGCAUUGGCUCUUGCUCUGCCUACGAAUCUCGGUUUAGCAGGAGUCGAAGCUCUGUUUCGAUACAGAGUCGUGAAAUCUUAUUACCAAGGAGAUAGAGAUAUUGUCUCCAUAGCUCUCGAAGGAACUUUCAUAGCUUACUUAUACGCUCUCUUCUUGGUUCUUGACACCAUUGUCAACUUUCUGUUUUACCAAAGCUGCGUCAAGAACGAUGAGGAUCAAAAGUUGUGUAGAGAAGACGAGUAUUCGAUCAAGAUCCAAAUUUGCGAAACAGAGAACACGAAGAUUUGCAUCAAAGGGCCAAAGGGUUUCCAGGAAAUUUUGUGAUUUCUUGUGUUUGAUUGAUGUAAUUAUUAAAAAGAAGAUUGUACUUUUUCAGAGAUUAUUGAUUCUUUAAGGAUAAUCUCGAGUAGCUUUCACUUCAAAGAAAGGCAAAGUUAAACGGUGGAGAACAAUCACAGGAUCUGCAAACUUCUCUCAUUCUGCUUUUCUUUAUUUUAGUCAUUACAGUUUCCUUUUUUAUUCUUCCUCUUCUUUUACUUAUUUUCCCAUCAUGUAAAGUCACAUACCAGAAACUAUA